AGCAUGGCCGCCUUAAUUUAUACGUUAUGUCAAAAUGUUUAUAAAAAUAUUUUUUAUGUUCAUGCUAUUAACAAAAUAAAUAAAAAUAUAGGUAUUAAUUAUUUCCUUAAACAAUUGUUAUCAUAUUCAAAUAGUAAACAAUCAAUUAAUAAUCAGUUAAUCGAAUCGAAUAAAUUAACCUCUAAUAUUUAUAAUAAACGUAAUGUUUAUAAUUCGCUAGUAUCACAAAAUUCAUUAAAUAAAAUAUUCGUACGAUAUAUGCAACAAAAUGUCCGUGGCUUUAGUUCAAUAUCACCAAAUCCGGCCCCAAAACCGGAUCCCCCAAAACAACGUUCGCUACCACCGUUAAUGGAUUUUCCUGAAAUUGUGUGGCCAUCAAUUUUUAAAUCAGUUAGAAAUUGGAUAUUAUCAACAUUAAUUAUCGCACCAUAUUUUGAUCGGGAAUUUUCGUUGUAUGAUUUUGUUGUGGGGUCAAAGAAAGCAAUUGAGGUAGUUUCACAAAAAAUAUCUUCUGGAGACUUUAAAGAAUUGGAAGGACUAGUCACAAACGAUGCUAUUGACUCUAUUUCGAAGUCUGUUUCUUUGUUAUCGCUAGCUCAAAGACAACAAUUAGCUAUUGAUUGUAAAGAUAUUUAUUUUUCAUUUCCGUAUCAGGUUGGAAUUAUGUUCGACGAUGCAGAAACAUCUUCACAACAAAAACGAUUUGUCGAAAUAACAAUGGUGUAUCAUGUUUUACAAGACUUGCAUUUAAUGCGUGAACGUGGCGAAGAACCACCAUUAAAUGUGGGACUUUUACCCGAAUUUCGUGACAAGAUACACAUUUGUAAUUAUAGAUUUAUUCGUGAAUUCACAAAGGGCGUUGAAGAUCAAUGGACAAUCAAUGUAAUAAAUCAUUUUAAACCCAGUGAUUUCUUAUAAAAGCAAUAAUUUUUAAUUAGGAUCAAAGUGUUCCUAAAUGUAUGUGGGCAAUUUUAAGAGCAAUUUCUUUAAAUAAUUUCCAUUAAAAAAAUUUAAACAGGAUGAUAAGUGAACCAAUUUUAAAGAUAUAACAUUUAUUUAAUACUCCAGAGUAAUUUUGAGCCCGCUCGCUAGCCUGUGUGCUUCACACCAACAAUUAUUUUAGAGUUGGGGAAAUAAGUUUAUUGAAAGUCUGAUUUUAGGUACCUGGGCUCCGGUAAUGUUAAAACUCGAACGUUUUGGGGUCUUAUAAUGGAAAUUAUAUAAAAAAUGAGUUUCUGAAAUAUUUCACGUAUCUUUAGAAGCCACAUUACACAAAAUAUAAUCUACUCAAUUUAGAAUCUGUGAAGUUUUUUGAUAAAUUGCUUCGGCAUAAAAUUACUACGUAAUAUGUAUAUUUUGGGGGUGUUUGGAUUUUCCUAGAAGUAUUUGUGCAUUCGUGUUUUUCAUACAAACGCAACAAUAAAAGUUGAAAAAUUUGUU
This is a messenger RNA of Chrysoperla carnea, 1440 nucleotides long. RefSeq lists its product as uncharacterized. The transcript is spliced from 3 exons. Gene Ontology annotation, molecular function: ribosome binding. Gene Ontology annotation, biological process: protein insertion into mitochondrial inner membrane from matrix; inner mitochondrial membrane organization. NCBI's taxonomy places the organism in Eukaryota, Metazoa, Arthropoda, Insecta, Neuroptera, Chrysopidae. The record is from RefSeq and is a predicted model, not a curated record. Gene Ontology annotation, cellular component: mitochondrial inner membrane. The coding region runs from base 4 to 918 and encodes 304 amino acids.